UUACCUGUUUUCACCACUCAUGAAGUGGACAGGCCAAAAUCUCAGCAAGUUCGAACCUCUAGUACAAUAAGGCGAACCUCUUCUUUGGAUACGAUAACAGGACCUUAUCUCACAGGACAGUGGCCACGGGAUCCUCAUGUUCAUUACCCUUCAUGCAUGAAAGAUAAAGCUACUCAGACACCUAGCUGUUGGGCAGAAGAGGGAGCAGAAAAAAGGUCACAUCAGCGUUCUGCAUCAUGGGGGAGUGCUGAUCAACUAAAAGAGAUUGCCAAACUGAGGCAGCAACUACAACGUAGUAAACAGAGUAGUCGGCACAGUAAGGAGAAAGAUCGUCAGUCACCUCUUCAUGGCAACCAUAUAACAAUCAAUCACACUCAGGCUGCUGGAUCAAGAUCAGUCCCUAUGCCGCUGUCAAAUAUAGCAGUGCCAAAAUCUUCCGUUUCACGUGUGCCCUGCAAUGUAGAAGGGAUAAGUCCUGAAUUAGAAAAGGUAUUCAUUAAAGAAAAUAAUGGGAAGGAGGAAGUGUCCAAGCCCUUGGAGAUCCCGGACGGUCGAAGAGCCCCACUCCCUGCUCACUACCGGAGCAGCAGCACUCGCAGCAUCGACACUCAGACCCCUUCUGUGCAGGAGCGCAGCAGUAGCUGUAGCAGCCAUUCACCCUGUGUCUCCCCCUUUUGUCCCCCCGAGUCCCAGGAUGGGAGCCCUUGCUCAACAGAAGAUUUACUCUAUGAUCGUGAUAAAGACAGUGGGAGUAGCUCACCGUUACCCAAGUACGCUUCAUCUCCCAAACCAAACAACAGCUACAUGUUCAAACGGGAGCCCCCAGAGGGAUGUGAGCGAGUGAAGGUCUUUGAGGAACUGGCGUCUCGUCAGCCUAUCUCAGCCCCUCUCUUUUCAUGUCCUGACAAAAACAAGGUUAAUUUCAUCCCCACCGGAUCAGCUUUCUGUCCUGUAAAACUUCUAGGCCCUCUCUUACCUGCCUCCGACCUGAUGCUCAAGAACUCUCCUAAUUCAGGCCAGAGCUCAGCCCUGGCCACUCUGACCGUCGAGCAGCUCUCCUCCCGGGUUUCCUUUACGUCUCUUUCCGACGACACCAGCUCGGUGGGCACCAUGGAGGCCUCCGUCCAACAGCCAUCCCAGCAGCAGCAGCUCCUGCAGGACCUGCAGGGCGAGGAGCACAUCUCUGCUCAGAACUAUGUGAUCAUCUAAAACCGAGGGGGAGCUGGCCUCUACCCUACCUUCACGGAUUAGGAACUAGACCUCAGACAGCUUAUCUGCAUGGAGUGACAAACUUUCAGAACACCACCACCACCAACAGAAUACUUAUCAGCAUCAGAAAGUAUCUCUUAACACUGAUCUUGGCAGGGACGGAACUCCUAUUCAGCAGUUUUUGUGGAAAGCAGGACUGCUUGCAAAAUGUGUGUGUCAUUCAGCGUUUUAAGUGGAGACUAUGCAUUUCAUAGUAUGUUUGACAGAUUAGUACUGUGUCCUGUGUUUUGUUCCAAAUUCUUCAGUAUAAAUAAGCUCUAUAUCAAAAAGUUGCCUGUCUAAAUAGAAAAUGUCUUGCUGUGUUUUGUCCUAUGGAAAAUACUGUACUUCAGGAUUAUGUUUACAAUUGAUCCAGGUGUUCGUUUCUAACUUCUAUAAUACAUACAAUGCAAAAAAAUAAAUAAGUAAAUGGCCACAACAGUUGCACAGUGCCCACCCUAUGGCCUAGCUUCAGGUACUUCAGUUGAAGUCUAAACUCAGGUAACUUGGAAUGUAUAUCAUAUUGGGAUAUUAAAUAUUUCACAGCUAAAAAGCUAAAGAGGGAACAUCACUCUUUUGCCUUUCCUUAUUUUAUGCAUUUCCCUUUCCUCAUUACAUUCCACAUUCUUCGAAUAAGAAGUGCAUUCAACCCUAGGAGAACAAUAAUCCUGGACAUGGGUGAACAUGAGGAGAACCAGCAAAUCUGUGGUGUCUGACAUCACUUUUGUCGUGCGGUUACAAGUAAAACACAACUGUUGAAUUCACUGUUUCAACAUGUGUACAUGUGGCUUUUUUUUUUUUUUUUUAAACAAAUUCAGGUGUUGCUCAGUUCCUGACUGUUACAAUGUUGCAAAUGAAGUGUCUCUGGUACCAGGCUGUACAUAAACAUUCCAAUUGUGUGUGUUGGAAUUUAACAAGAAAGUCUAGGUUUAAUUGCAAAAAAAAGUGAACUCUCACAAGGGAUGGGUGAGAUUUUUUUGUUUAUAUUGGCCAGCAAAGUCACAAAGUGCUGUUUUAGCUAAAGGCAUUAUUAAUGUUCAGUUUCUCUCUCGGAAGUUCUUUAACUUGAGGGUUUACAAAUGUCACACUUUUCGGUUCUUGGUUUCCUCCAGCAGUUGAGGUGCAUGAGUUGCAUUCAUGUGGAGAGAGAAUGUGUGGGUCUCAGAAGCAGUGCAGCACAGAAAGCUGGUUGUUUGGUGACUUAGAAAAGCAGUAGUUUGCAGCUGUCUCUUCAAGCCUCUCCUCACAGUAUCAUGGAUGGUUCUGUUAGUAUUUCAGAUGUGCAAAGUAAAGCAAAAACCCAAGUAAAUCGCCUUGCACUUGCAGACUCGACCUGAAUUCUCAACGAAGUUGUGUGAUGAGAGCCCUAGAUAAUCCCAGUUGGUCAGUGGAAGAGCCCAACUCUCAGACUUUGUUUCCUGCAGCACAAAGAGAGUCUCCAAAAGCAAAGGGAAGUUUUUGUAUUUUUAUUCCAUUGCUUUUAGUUCAGUAAAGCAUAGAGUUGUUUCAUCUGUACCUACAGUAUAUGGCACUGUUUUCUUAAGAAUUAGGGGAAUAAGGUGCUUACAGUCACAGGAACGUUUCAGUUCCCUUCAGUCAUUCCUUGGGGUUUCUUUGUUUUAUUUUCUGAGGAGGUUGAAGAAGGAAGAGGUGAUAGAGAAGAAAGCAACACCAUUGAUUUUUUUUUUUAAGAAAUUAUAUAUAUAUAUAUGUAUAUGUAUAUGUUUGCGUGUGUAUGUAUUCUGUGUAUUAUUUUGUCAUGAUCCCAAUUAUCUUCUUUCCACCAAAGUUUGCAGUAAUAUUCUCUCCUGAAGGUGCAUUCUGGCUCCUUUAAAAUUAGUCAGUGUUAUAUUGUAGGAGACUGUCAUGGAAAAGGACUCAGUUUACUUUUGCCAUUUUCACAGGGGAACCUUUUAAAACAAUCUCUUCAGCAGCAGACACCUUUAACCCUAAUAAUCUCAGGCCUUGAUGAAAAUACUAUAUUUUGUAGAUUAUGGUUAAAGGGAGAAAAUUAUUAGUUCUGUAAGAUAAAUAUGAGCUCCAUUAACUUCUGAUAUCUGGUUUAGCAUUACAUAAUGUGUUGAUCUUAAGCUCUGCUUUUGUCCAAAUAUGAUGCAAUAGUGUAUCAGUAUCAAUUUCUGAAAGAUGGACUGAAUGGUUUUUUGGUGAUGAAAUCUGAUGUACGAUAUUUAUAGUGACAUGUGCUUUUUAUUUUCUCAUGAGAAACUAAAUAUUAAUUGUGUUGUACAUUUGUUCUUAGCAUAUAUUAAAGUUUUGAACCAAAUGUGCUAAAGCGUAUGCUUUGCCACGUAAACUUCCCAGAAGUUGUUGAGCUCAAAUGUAUCCUACAUCCAGCUGUAGAAAUUUGUCAGAAAUUGUUUAAAUUUUGUAUAUAGUUGUACUGUUUAAUUCUAGCCACUGCGCUGAACAGUAUUGGAGUUACCAUACAAUAUGGCUUUACACAAGGAAAUGUGUGGCUUUUGUUUUGUAUUUUUUCGGUAUAGAAGUUCCUGUGUCUUAUUUAAAUAAAGUUAUUAGUAAAACUGGAA
This is a messenger RNA of Mustela erminea (ermine), 3797 nucleotides long. It is a transcript of the gene GLCCI1, whose product is annotated as glucocorticoid induced 1. Lineage: Eukaryota; Metazoa; Chordata; Mammalia; Carnivora; Mustelidae. The transcript is spliced from 8 exons. The annotation marks the transcript as partial. The record is from RefSeq and is a predicted model, not a curated record. Gene Ontology annotation, cellular component: cytoplasm.